AACACACACAUAGACGGGUUGGUGGGACGCUGCGGGCAGUAGUAGCAGAUAAGCGCAGUGGUUGGUUUUCUACGUCGUUCCCCGUAGCUAAUGACCUGUUUUUUUUUGUUGGUGGUUUCUUACUCCACCGUUGUACUGUGCGUUAGAAAACAGGGGCAUUAGGCGGAGAGUGGUCACUUUUGCUGCGAUCAUACGUUUGACGUUGUUCCAACGGGUCAAGGAAAUUGGUUGGGCGAGAAUUUCGCGAGCUAAACCCCACCAGCAAGUGCGUGUACCUGUGUCGCUGUGGUGCUGUGCUUGUGUUAAACCAGUGUGUGAUCAUCGUGUGUACGUAAAGUAUAUCCCUAAAGUGUGCAUUUGAAGAUGGCUACCAGGAAAAAGGCGCUUCUGAAGGUGAUCGUGCUUGGCGACAGCAGCGUGGGAAAGACGUCGCUGAUGAACCAGUACGUGAACAAGCGUUUCUCGAACCAGUACAAGGCCACGAUCGGUGCCGAUUUCCUCACGAAGGAAGUGGUGAUCGACGAGCGAGUCGUUACCAUGCAGAUCUGGGAUACGGCCGGCCAGGAACGGUUCCAGUCGCUCGGCGUUGCGUUCUACCGUGGGGCGGACUGCUGCGUGCUAGUGUACGAUACGACCGCACCGAACACGUUCAAAAAUCUCGAAUCCUGGAGGGAUGAGUUCCUCAUCCAAGCGAGCCCACGCGAUCCGGACCACUUUCCGUUCGUGGUGCUGGGCAACAAAAUUGAUUUGGAAAAUCGAGCAGUAUCGACUAAACGAGCGCAGCAGUGGUGCCAGACGAAGAACGACAUACCGUACUUUGAAACGUCCGCCAAGGAGGGUAUUAACGUGGAUCUAGCUUUCCAAACCAUUGCCAAAAAUGCAAUAGCCCAAGAAACCGAGGGCGAUCUUUACAACGAUUUCCCCGAUCAGAUCAAGCUGAACACGCGCGACAGUCGGCCACGAAGCGGAGACAACUGCUCGUGCUAAUAUUAUCGAAUUAGUAAAAUUGACCGCCCCCCUUCCGACCCAACAGCAACAGCAACCAGCAUACACGAGGCAGACGGUGGCACGUUCGGUGCCCUCAACAAUAGCGGCAGCAGCAGCAGCGAAAGCUUCAGCAGAAGUAGCAGCUGUAACAGCAGCAGUACCAGUAGCGAUAGCAAUAGCAAAGACCGCGGUGAUGAUGGCGGUUGGACGACCGACGCCGCUACGGACGAUAUCCUUCGCAGAUGAAAGCGAUUUCCCCCAUUAUAAAAGUCAAAAUCCAACCCCCCAUUUUCUUCAGCCACAGAAGGCAGAUGGCUUCCCCCCCGGGUCGAGCACAGCAGCAAAGCGGUCGGUCGGUUAUAAUUAUGCUGUUCAGCGCGCUCUCUCUCUCUCUCUCUCUCCCUCGCUCGCACGCACGCACGCUCGCUUUGUCUUGUGCCAGGACUGUUCACCUAACAGAGUAAAAACAUUCACGAACAGGACACGGUUACAGUGCUAGAGUGCUAGAAAGCAGAACGGCAUAAACGGCGGGUUAAACAUUCACACACAUGAGAGGCUUGCACACACACACACACACACGCAUUGCGAUUUGGAUUUGGAUAUUUGAAUUUUGUUUCUUUUCUGUUUUGUAACUCUCACAGCAAAAGCUGUUAAGGCUUAUAUGCUCUGUAGUAAAUCAGAUUAUAUUACACACACACGCACACCCGGACACACAAUCAAUCAAACGGCACAGAGCGGUAACGGAAGCUUCCAAUUUGACCCCCGUAAGGCAGGCUCCUACGUAUCUCGUCAUGGGUAUAUAGGAUUAGCAUCGCUUUCGCCAAUCCAAGGUCCGGUGCGUUGCAUGUUUAGCGUGUGUUUUUGUUGUACAUUUCCCUGCCUUGAAGGAGAGGAUCGCGUCUCACUGCAUUGUUACAGGCUACACACUGCAUUGUUACAGGCUAGCUAAAUCAUGCGCGCGAUCGCGAUAGAAGAAAAACCUCCGCGCCAGCACGAAACGAUACGAUACCAUCCCCACUUAGGCAGGGUAGCGAGAAGGAAAGGAACCCACGACAGACAGAGAGAGAGCGAGAGAGAGAGAGAGAGAGAGAGCGGAGCUGGGCGGUGGCAGAAACGGAACGAAACGUAGGUGUGGAAAUGUGUAGUAAUAGUAAUGCCGUAAUUGAUAAUUCUAUCGAACAUUUAUACAUAUUACCUAUAUAGUAAAGAGGAAAAUUAUAUCUCAUAGAGAACAGAUACAAUAUUUAGUGGAAGUAUGAUUUUUCAUCGACUCUAGCACCACCACCACCAACAGCAUGCUUCGGUGUUGGUGUGGAUCCCCUUGUGAACUCCCGCUUCACAAUUAGCAAUUAGCUUUUUAUGGUUUCCUAAAUUUACAUCCAUGCUAAUCGCUUACCCGCUAUCGUGGAGAGCGGGCGGCUUGUGUUUUUGGUUCAUGGUUCGAUUAUUUGCAAACAAAAUCAAAUCCCCAAAGCAACGCUCCUCCCGCAAACAGCUGGUCAUGUAUGAGCGAGCGCAUACACAGAUUGUUUAAAUUCGAAAACUUUGCACCCAAAAUCGCGACAAUUAGAUAAACGAAAGUGUAGUAGAUUGAAAAUUGCAUUACCGUAACAUGAGCUCUCCCCCCACCAGGGCUGGCGGGGACGAGCGAUGGAUGAUGGAGUGUGUGUUAAUUGCCUACAUAACAGGAUUGCCAGCUAAACAGGCUCCAACCAACAAAAUGACACAUUCGUAAAAUUUUAGCUAUGAGAACUAAACGUGAUCGUUAAAAUGAUAACAAACAAAAAACUGGCGGCGAUUAACGCUGAGAAUGUGGCUGACAAAACAUAAGUAAAAUGAGAAAAAAAAAACAAUAAACCUUUAUGAUAAAUGAUUA
Messenger RNA from Anopheles stephensi (Asian malaria mosquito), 2863 nucleotides. It is a transcript of the gene Rab7, whose product is annotated as ras-related protein Rab-7a. NCBI's taxonomy places the organism in Eukaryota, Metazoa, Arthropoda, Insecta, Diptera, Culicidae. The coding region runs from base 364 to 987 and encodes 207 amino acids. The record is from RefSeq and is a predicted model, not a curated record. Gene Ontology annotation, molecular function: GTP binding; GTPase activity. The transcript has 5 exons. Gene Ontology annotation, cellular component: late endosome; lysosome; phagocytic vesicle. Gene Ontology annotation, biological process: endosome to lysosome transport; phagosome-lysosome fusion.